AUGGCGACUAAUUCGAGUACCGAUCCGUUGAUUUCAGUUCCCGCCGGAGCAGCUGCACGCCGGACUGAUGAUUCUACUUCUAGCGGUAAUAUCUCUCUCAAUCCCGCUAAAGUGUAUAACCUAAAUGAUGGAAUUAAUCCAUCUCUUAUGCUUGUCUAUGUUCAAUUAAAUGACUACAACUAUCUGAAUUGGAGUCGGUCUGUACGCACUGCGUUAGAGUCUAAAUUGAAGUAUGGAUUUGUUGAUGGUACUUUUGCUAUGCCACCUGUUGGUACAAUUGAAUACAUGAAAUGGAAACAAGUGAAUAGCACUGUAAAAUCUUGGUUAAGUGUUGCUGUGUCACCUGAUAUUAUGGAAGGAUUCUCGUAUGCCUCUACUGCAAAACAGCUUUGGACGAUUUAG
Molecule: messenger RNA, 402 nt
Organism: Oldenlandia corymbosa var. corymbosa
Lineage: Eukaryota; Viridiplantae; Streptophyta; Magnoliopsida; Gentianales; Rubiaceae
Source: the annotation of a GenBank genome assembly